AAUGAGGGCUCGGCUCCUCACAUACGAAGAUGUGGCGCCACGGAUAUGUGUGAUUUUUGACACACUUGGAAAGUUUUAUUGAAUUUUGAGCGUGAUAUUAGAGGAUUCGAGGAGAGGAUGGCGUCCCCUGUGAGAGGACAAGAGCAGGGUUGCCUGAGUGCUCAAGAGAUGGAUGAGCAGCGUCAGAAAAAUAUAUCUUACCAGUACCUGUGUCAUCUUGAGGAGGCAAAGAAGUGGAUGGAAGCAUGUAUCAAUGAAGUGUUGCCAGAAGCUGAGAAUUUAGAACACCACCUACGCCAUGGUGUCUACUUGGCAAAGCUGGCUCAUUUCUUUGCGCCAGAAACUGUUCCGCUGCGGCGUAUAUAUGAUGCAGAUCUGACCAAAUUUCGAACAAGUGGGCUAACAUUCAGACACACAGAUAAUAUUAACUAUUUUCUCAAGGCCCUAGAAAAAAUUAAAUUGCCAAGUAGCUUCUAUCCUGAAACAACAGAUGUGUAUGAUCGGAAGAACAUGCCUCGAGUUGUGUUUUGCCUUCAUGCUCUCAGUCUCUAUCUUUUUCGGCUUGGGAUUGCUCCUCAGAUACAGAACCUGUAUGGAAAAGUUAUAUUCUCAGAGGAAGUAAUGCAAGCUAUGAUGAAGGAACUUAGCAAGUAUGGUUGUCAGCUACCUCAGUUUGGGAAGAUUGGUGGCAUUCUUGCAAAUGAGUUGCCAGUAGAUGAGGCAACUCUACAUGCUGCUGUAAUUGCUGUCAAUGAGGCAAUUGAAAAGGCUGAUCAUUACGAGUUGCUUGAAACUCUUCGCAAUCCUUCAUGUCAUUUGCAGAAUAUUCUUGAAGAGAAUAUUGACAGCUAUCUGCAAUAUCUUUCUGAUGUCAAGAUGCAUAAAAGAGAAAUGGCUAUAAAUAAGAGCCGGGAUCAAGACUACAUACCAGAUGCUUAUGAUGAACUUCUCACCCAGGCCGAGAUCCAGGGACACAUCGGCAACAUCAAUGCCUCUGUUGCUAUGGAGAGAUUAGAAGAUGCGAUUAGAGAUGAGAAUGUUGAGGCCUUGCUCCAAGCACUCUACUGCCCAGUUCUUUGUCUCAAGGACAUUAGACGAGACCUUGGCAAAGAAUACCUUGUGGCCUUGUCUAAGGAGCUGGCCAACUCUCAAACCCAUUCUUACAACCACAGCUUCAACUACAGCUUCAAUAUGUCAUACCAAUCAACUUCAUUAAGCAAAACUGUCAUACAGUCAAUCAUCUCGUCAAGCAAUAAAGAUGCUGAAUAUCAUAACAAAUUAAGGAAAGGAGUUGCUACCAUAAAUCAAAGUUUAAAACAAGGCUCUCCUGUACACACACUAAAGGCACUGCAAUCGAUAGCUUCUGAUCUUCCUCCAUUACUAGACUUUGCUGCACAACUCUACCAUGAAGAGAUGGCUGCCAUUCGUUUGGAUGCUCAGGAUGACUUGAGUCUGGAGGAAAUACAAGGCGGUGUUCGAAUGCUGUCUGCUGUAGCGCGGGUUAAUGCUGCCCUUGAUACAAAUAAUCCUGCAGAGGUGUGGCACUACCUGUCUGAUACUCAUACAUAUUUGGAGUCUCUUGAAGAAAGUCAUUUCCGUGAGUACUGCUCUGCUUUGGAUACUGCACGCCAAUUCAAGAUUGCAUCUCAAGAUUCUAGCGACUUUCUCACUUACUAUGACCUUCAGCAAAUUGUAGAUGAUGUUAACUUGAGGUUGCGUGAAGAUAGGAAAAAGGUUGGAGCAUUAACUGCAGUAAAUGCAAAUGUCAUUGGAGGCAGUGUGGAGGGAACAAUGGCAGCACUCAAACAGCUGGGUCUUCAGUUAUCCUCUCUACAUGAUCAGGAUUCUCUACAUUACUACCAGGUUCUCAAGUUACUUAAGGAUGCUAAAUGUGAGAAGCUGAGAGACAGUGCAGCAGAACUGUGGCUCGAGGACAUAGAAGAGGUCGUUGAUGCAGUAAGAAGACAUGCAGAAGAAUCCACCAAUGUUGCAGUUUUUCUGGCCCGUCUUAACAAGGCUUUGGCACGUGGUGAUGAUUCUGCCAUUGUUGACCUUCUUGGGUAUCCAAUUUUAUCACAUUUACAUAUUAAAGCAAAUUAUAUUGUGGGUGUCCUGAUACUACUGAAAGCACUAUUCAGGAAAAAGGCCACAGUUUCUCCCAAGUGCCCAUGGAUUUCAUACACUUUAAGUGAUGGCUCUGAGGUGUUCCUAAAUGUGGAAUGUAGUCAGUAUCAGUGGGAGAAACCAAGUGAGGUGGUAGCAGCACACGCAAGCCAGUAUGUCACUCAUGUGGACCUUGAAGAGGCUGUAUCAUCUAUCAUUAAACAAGAGGCUCGUAACAGGCAGGUAGACAGCACAAUGGUCAAAUUCCAGGCCAGAGCACGAGGUUGGCUGACAAGGCAGCGCUUACAAAGGCAGAAAAAUGCAGCGGUUAUUAUACAGGCUUGGUGGCGUAUGGUGCAAGCUCGCCGCACAUAUAUCAUGUAUUGCAAGGCAUUAAAGACGUUUGAACCCCUCAUCAUCAAUCUUCAGAGAGCAGCAAGGGCAUACUUAUUUCGCAAGAGAAUAAAGGACUUGUCCUUGUAUUUUAAUAAACAUGAGAAUCAAGUGGUUAAGAUUCAGAGGUUGUGGCGUGCUUAUAAGGCUCGCCAAGAUCUGCAUUCACUGACACAUCAGGAUGAUCCACCCUUGCCCGUCAUCCGCAAGUUCAUUAAUUUACUAGAUGUUUCUUCCAGUGAUUUAGAUGAAGAAUUCAGACUGCAGAGAGUGAAGAGUGACAUGGUGAAGACAAUUCGACACACUCAUCAUUUGGAGACCGCAGUAGAUGAGCUUGAUGUCAAGAUUGGAUUGUUGGUUCACAAUCGCAUCACUUUACAGGAUGUCCUUCUAGUGGACAAGGAAAAUAUGAAUCCCAAUGUUCCAGAGUCUAAAUCACGAAAGAGCAGAAAAGGCCUUAAAGAUACGUUAAAGUGUGGGACAGUACGUACCCAGAGAGGACUGAAGGCACUCAAGAAAGAAUCCAGAGAGAAGCUUCUAUGCUACCAGCAUCUGUUUUACCUCCUGCAGACUUCGCCUCAUUAUCUCGCUACUCUCAUAUUUGCCAUUCCUCCAGGCAAAACUACCAAGUUUAUAGAGAAUGUAAUCUUUACUCUGUACAAUUAUGGGGCGAAUGAUCGUGAUAAUUAUUUACUCUUGAAAUUAUUCAAAACUGCACUCGAAGAAGAGAUAAGGUGUAAGGUUCUUCGUUUGAGUGACAUAGUAUCGGGCAAUCCCCUGGUAGUGAAGAUGAUUGUAUCCUUCAACAGAAAAGGGGCAGGACAGGCUUCAUUGAGAGAUAUGUUGGGACCACUCAUUCACAAGGUCCUUGGUGAUACUAACAUGCAGAUCAACACCAAUCCUGUUGAGAUUUAUAAGACUUGGAUCAAUCAUCUGGAAAUGAACUCUGGACAAACCAGUGGUCUACCAUACACUGUGAACCAGGAUGAAGCUAUGCAGCACCCUGAAGUUCAGAAGAGAUUGGCUCAGGCCAUCACUACACUGAAAGAAGUCACUUUAGCAUUUUGUCAACAAAUUACAGCCAACAGGGAUCUCAUACCAUAUGCCAUGCUCUAUAUGGCGCGUGUUAUGAGGUGUGCACUCCAGCGCCGCUUCCCUCAUGUUCAAGAGAAGGAGAUACUGAAGGUGGUGGGAAAUCUUGUCUAUUAUCGCUAUAUCAACUCUGCAAUUGUGGCUCCUGAUGCUUUUGACAUUGUGACUGUAACUCCUGAGCAAAAAUUAAACAAUAACCAGCGUCGCAAUCUUGCCAGCAUUGCAAAAAUUCUUCAAUUUGCUGCUUCUAAGAAGGGAUUUGGUGAUGAAGCAUCACAUCUAAAGUGCCUCAAUCCUUUCAUUGUGGAGUGCCACGAGAAGUUCAAGACUUUCUUUCGUCAAUGCUGCGAAGUGGACGAGCCAGAAGCAGUGUAUAAUGUUACACAGUACUCUGAGGCAACACUAAUUGUUAAGCCAACUAUUUACAUUACUGUGCAGGAAAUAUGUGAGACCCACCAGUUGUUAUUGGACCAUGAAGAAAUUCUUGCUCCUGAUAGCAGUGACCAUCUUCACAUUUUGUUAUCAGACCUAGGAGAGCGCCCAUCAGUGCAGAGUCUGGUUGGAGAAGCAAUUGAGUCAGGAUCAGGCACAGUUGGUCGAAUGGAGGUGUGUCUUGCCCUGACUAACAAGUUUGAUUUGACUGAAAAAACAGAAGAUAAAGAUGUCAAAGAUUCUAACAAACUCUUUAAUAGAACAAGGCAACUCUUGAUAGAUGUCAUAAAGUGUGUUGAGGGGGGAGUAGUUGGAGAGCUGGUUACAGGUCCAACUCUGCCACCUCAAGAAGAAAAGUACCGAAGCAUCAUCCAUACUCGUAAUCUACAAGAGCAUCAAGCUAAAAUGAAUCAUACUGAACUCAACCGCUCAAAUUCGUUCCUUUCAGAAGCAAGAGUUAGUCUUCACGAAGUCAAGACCCGCUUGUGUCACAACCUUCGUCGACUAGAAAAUCAAGGUCUAAGUUCACGUGCAGACAAUUACCAGACACUUCUCAACGCCAUUGCAGGUGAUAUCGUUAAUCAAAGACAGCAUCGAAUAUGUAGAAAAAUGGAACUUCAGAGAUUGUUAGCAACUGCCAAACAGCUUGAGGAAAAAGAAAAUUUUUAUAAGGAACAGCUCGACUCCUAUCAGACAUACCUGAAAACCUGUCUUCAAAAUAUUGCUGCCAGAAACAAGAAUGUACAUCAAAUGUAUGGUAAACAGGGUGGAGAAAAAGCCCGAUCUAAGCAGACUAUCAAAUAUACUGCAACAAAGCUCAUGGAAAAAGGUGUGCUGUUGCAUGUUGAAGAUCUUCCAGAAGCCCAGCAGAAAAACCUUUUAUUUGAGAUAACUCCCUUAGCUACAACAGGAAUUUUCUAUGUACAGGCCAAGUUUAUGGGUGUCUCCAUGGAAAAUGUUGAGAUCGACAUCCAGGAAUUGCUCCAGUUACAGUAUGAAGGUGUAAGUGUCAAGAAAAUGUUCUCUAAAGUUGAAGUCAAUGUCAACCUACUUAUAUACUUGCUUAAUGCCAAGUUCUACUCAAAGAAGAAGAAAUAAGUUUUUAAAGUGAAACAAUUUGAAAGAUCAUUGGAGUUUGAUAUACUUGAAAUUUUUUUUAAAUAGUCGCUUAGUGUGUGAAUAAGUGGGAAUGUUCUUGUAAAUUAUUAAAGAAAAAUUUACAUAGUAGUUAAAAAUUUAGUGUUACAACUUCAGUCAAGCAAUUUAAAGUCUGUGUUGCUCUUUCAGAUAUAGAUUACUGUAUAUAUGUUUAUUGUGUCUGUUUAAUGCCUUUGUGGAAUUAGAUGUCAAUUUUAUGAGCCACCCGCCAUUUUACAUAAAUUAUGGAGUUAUUUUUACUUCUUUAAAAGUAUUCUUGUUAAAUUUUUGCACAAUAUUAUAUAGCAGAACUUAUCUAGCAAGCUAUGAAUGAGAAAUCACAUGGUAAAGUUUGCAGUAGUCGGUAACAAAAUAUUAUGCAAAACGUUCAAGAUUUUGUUUUCAUUAAAACAAAUGACGUGUCAUUAUUAUCAAUUUCCACUUAUAAAGGCUGUAUAGAAACUUCCUCUUUCUGUUGGAAUAUUACAAAACAAACAUUACUUUUAUACUUUAUAAGCUUAAAAACAAAAUACAGCAGCAUAAUAUUUAUCAUACAGAAUAAUUAGGGAAAUUGUUAAUGUCAGUCCCUGACUUGUAUAUUGCUACCUUCCAUGUUGAGACCUUGCUUUCUAGGGAAUCUUCCCAUCCUUGAAGAACUGAUUUAAGGCAGUCUUCAGACAUUUCAGAUGCCCUCAUUUCAUAAAGAAUGUGAUGCAUUUUAAACAUUUAGCCAAAGACUUUCAAAUGUUGGAUUGGUCAUCAUACUAGAGAUUGUCGUUCCUCACCCUGAAAAACGUGUGGAUAGAGUGAGGUUUGCCUGACGUUUACAUACAGCUGGCCAGGUAUUAGGGUACAAUUAAGGAUGAGAAAAAUGAGUAAAAUAGUUCCUCUAUGAUUGAAAUCCGUUUGUAUGUAUUUUUAUUUUGCUUUCUAAUUCAAUACUGUACAAUUAAUUUUUGCAGAUUUGUCUUUAGUAACUGUCAUUAUAGGCUCUGCUUACUCUAUCCAGUAGUGUUAUAGUUUUUGUUUCCUAUUUAUGUAAAAGUGAAAAAUUCUCAAGGUUUUAAGAUUUUAUAUUUUAAUCAGAUUUGUUAAAAUUCAAGAAAUUCCCAACAUCUAAAAGCCAUUGAGCUAUAUGUACUUCAUUUCUUUGCCAUAUCAUUCUAAACCAUUCAUAAAGGUGCUAUUUCAUAGAAUUAUUCCUAGUAAAUAAUGGUAACCACUUAGAAAAGUUUAUUAUAGUACUACUAUGCCAGACAACAGUUUAUAUCAAGAUGGACAAUCAAAUACAUCAUCUUUUUUAUAAGUGCACAUAUUAUUUAUAUUUCUUCUAUGUUUUAUCUAUUUCCUAUAACUUUUUUCCCAAAGACAAAAUGGAAAGGAUUUAGUACAAAGAAGUCCUUAUUCAAUUAUUGUCUAUUCUUCAGAUACAAUACAUUCAGUAAGUUUAAACAGGUUCUUCCACACAAAUGAAAACUACAGUACAUAGUCUUCCAGUCAUUAGCAUCUUUUAUCUUGUACAUCACCUUCAUAUAAGCCUAUAUGCUUUCUGUACAGCAUUGUAUAUACACCAUAUAAAAGUAUGGUAAUUUUCUUUGUUUUACUCCGGAUCAUUUGUAUUAAUAUUAUCCUAUUAAAAUAUUGUAAAUUAUCAUUUAACAUUACACAUUUGGUGCACCAUCAGUUUGUUUUCAAGCCAUUCACAAUGUAAUUUUUCAUGCACAUCAAUAAGUACUUGCUUCUUAAAUAUAUUUAAGUUUUCUUACAGGAUUUUUUUUUUUUUUUAAGUUCAUUUCAUUUUCCUAUUGUAUAAUUUUCUUUACUGUUCUUUUUCUUGCUUAUCACAUUCCAUUCAGUACAGUACUACCAAAUUUGGAUAUUUAUCUUAUAUUUUCUCACCUAGUACAAGUAUGUGCUUCAUACGAUUCUCUCUUAAACUUUUCCAGUUUAAACCAUUUUAUUUAUAUAAUUUUCCUUGUAAACCAUUUUUAGUACUUCAUUUGCUCUUGGCUUUACUUACUAAUUCCUUAACUUUUGACCAUCUUAAACUGAGCAAGUCAUAAUAUGAAGACUCAACUUUUAAUGGUUUUUAUUGCUUUUCAAACCUCAUCUUAUUCUUUUACCAACAUUUCUAUUCGAAUAUCACAUCCACUUGUUAGCUGUUGUCUAUUACCCCAAAUUUUCAUAUCAUAUAACUGAUUUUCCCACUUUGGUUCAUUUUAAAUCAAAGUUCAAAAUGUAAAACCACUACUUACUUCAUCCUGUCCCAAUAUAUAUAACAUGAAUAGAUGAACUUUUUUUCCUCCAGACUAAUUACUGUCUCUUAAAUCCGUUGUUUUCCUUUCAUUGGAAGUUAUAUGCCCGAAUUCUUGAUGUACUGUAUUUGUCAUAUCUUCAGUGGGUCAAAAUUGGGAGUAUAUUUUCAUGUACAGUAAAGUAGGAUCCUGAUUUUACAGUGGGUUGCCUUAGAGGGAAAAUAAAAUGAAUCUUCAGAUCAUUAAAUUUCUGUAAGGCAUUUGUUUAAAAAAAAAAAGUGCUUAAAAAUUGGAUUGUGCAGUAUACCAUAAAACAGUAGUAUCAGGAUCAUGCUAAAGCCCUUACUUUUUUUCUAAGUCAUAUUACUUUUAUAAUCCUUUACAGAGAUCCAGUCAUCCUGUAUUUAUAUUACAGUACUGUACUUUUAUUUUGCUCUAUUUUGCCAUGUAUGAUUGUGUACAUUGUUACCAAAAAUUUUAUAUCUUAAGUGGUUAUUAUGCUGUCAUUUACACUGAAGGGUUUAGACAAGAACAGUAGGCUAGAAAUUUAUUAAAAUUUAUGUGCCAAUUUCUACUAAUAUGAAAAUGAACAUGACUGAGAAAGGUUUUAUUACUUAGGUGCCAAAAUUGUACUACUACUGUUCUUGAUUAUCUCAGGUUGUUUUAAUUUGACAGUAAUUUAGUUUCUUCUAAUAUAUUUGUAAUUUGUUUAGCUGCUCUUUUGUCACAAUAUCUAAACAAAUUAUUCAUAAUGUGGAAUUAUACUAUUUUAUUUUAUCUUUAGUCAACAAGACUUAAGAUUCAAACAUAAUAAACAUUGAUUUUA
Messenger RNA from Procambarus clarkii (red swamp crayfish), 8238 nucleotides. Its product is annotated as ras GTPase-activating-like protein IQGAP1. Gene Ontology annotation, biological process: mitotic actomyosin contractile ring assembly actin filament organization; regulation of GTPase activity. The record is from RefSeq and is a predicted model, not a curated record. Lineage: Eukaryota; Metazoa; Arthropoda; Malacostraca; Decapoda; Cambaridae. Gene Ontology annotation, molecular function: GTPase activator activity; actin filament binding; calmodulin binding. Gene Ontology annotation, cellular component: cell cortex.